Messenger RNA from Daphnia carinata, 14708 nucleotides. RefSeq lists its product as uncharacterized. Gene Ontology annotation, molecular function: ATP binding; ABC-type protein transporter activity. Gene Ontology annotation, cellular component: membrane. NCBI's taxonomy places the organism in Eukaryota, Metazoa, Arthropoda, Branchiopoda, Diplostraca, Daphniidae. The transcript is spliced from 4 exons. The coding region runs from base 1 to 14178 and encodes 4725 amino acids. The record is from RefSeq and is a predicted model, not a curated record. Gene Ontology annotation, biological process: protein import; protein targeting.
AUGGAGCUUGGGAUUGAAGGACGACGUAUGAUGAUCCAGCUGAAUUGGAGCCGACCAAAAUUGCAAGACCAAUUGCUUAAAAGUGCCUUGACAUUGACGAAAAUCGAUGCUGAUGCUGGGCAAAAUGUCACACCGACUCAUUCACUGGCUGUCUGUUUGCUUCAACAUGGGCUGGGUCGUUACAGCGACUUGCAUAGGCUGGGCGACGCGUGGUGUAGCACGGCCAAUCCUUGUGCGAUCAACUGCGGCGAAUGUGAUUGGAUCCGAUUCUGCCAACUUUUGGAUAAAAAAAACCAGGAGGCUGAACUUGAGCUAAAGAAUGAAAAAAGAACCAAGAAAACUUUAGAAGAAGUAACAUCUCGAUCAUCAACGGUUAAUUUACAGCUAAUCGUAAAAGAAGUGGUUGAAGCCCUCGACCAAUUUCAAUGGCUGGGACUGUUAAGCACGUCAAAUCCGUUCCGGGUCGGUUGUAUUGUCGGAGAAGAAAACGUUAUUGAUAUAACACCGAAAAUCUACGAAUCACUCGAGUCCUUUUGCAGCCAUCAGUACGUAUGGUACGAUAGCGAUUCGCAAACUUUUCACGGUAUCGCCAAAUGGAUGGACACAUUUCAAGAUCGACGAGCGUACCGUGUCGCUCUCUCUUGUCAAGUAGCUCAAAAUGUCAAAGAGUUCUGUUGUUUUUUGCUGAAAAAAGGCAAUCCAGGCGACGAUGAACUAGAAAUGCGAUCCUUGGCCUAUCUGAGAGAGCUGAACGAACAGCUGGACCGUAACAUCAGGGAUCACUUGGCGAUGGUAGAUCGAUGGGAUGAGGUCGGCGAGGCUAGUAGUGAGCUUAAGAUCCUACUACACGAGCUUAUCGAUCCAAGUUUCGACGAGGACAGAUUCGAAAUCAACUUGGAACUGAGACAGGAAUUCAUCGAGAGCUUAGAAAAAGCUUACGAUGAGGUGCAGAUCCUUCGCCGCGAGGCCUAUGAGAAGGCUCGACUUAGAGCCAUUCAGAAUAGGGAAGAGGAUGAACGCAAGGAACGGCAGUUCAGGUUGGAAAUUGAAACCGCCACCGCUGAAAUACAACUACUCGAACAGGAAAUUGAAGAGAAUGAACGAUCGGCUAACCAGCAGUUUGGAGAACAGACAACAGAGCAGAUGAAAAAGGCACGUUAUCGCGACCUGUGGCAGACAGCCAGGUACAAAGUGCUGGAGGCAAGCAACCGAAUGAAGCCAUUGAGAUUUAUUGGUGCCGCACGAGUGCUCAUCAUGCAAAAACGUGAGCUGCUGAAGAGCAAGACCGAACAACUAGAAUGGGAUCACUUCCGUUUGCUCCUGCACGAGCUGCCUCCUCCGUUGGAAAUCGCCAAAUGCGGUCGCAAUCACAAUCUAUUCGCUAUCUAUAACGAUACCGCAGCCGACGCCCUACUCACUGACGUCCUUAUGGAGUUUAAGCUUGUGGAAUUGUUUGAGAAGCAGAAAAGAAAUCUUCCGUUGUUGAGGUCCUACGCACGACAGAACUCGUCCAAGGUUUUGGCCGAAAUGCGACGCAUCCUCGACAAGAUGGUGACGGAGCCCAUCAACAACAUGUCGAAUCAAACUUGGAGAUUCAACGGUUGCGCUCUCCUCUUGAGUCAUAUUUACAACCAAUGGAUGGCGAAAAAUUCGUCCUCCUCCGAACAAAAUCCUUGUGAAGAGAUCAUUAUUGAAGCUUCUCGUGUUAUUUAUAUCGACAUGGAUUGGAUGACACCGGGAUUGAGUUUAAAUAUGUCGGCUCCUCGAAUUGAAGCCGUUGGAACGGGAAUACGUCGUGUGAUUGACACCUCAGGAAAAAACGCCAAACGGACAAUUCCGGAAAAAGCCAAUGAUGGACGCGACGCUGGAUUGAGUGGUGACGACGGAGUGCACGGAGCGGCCGGUCAGAGUGCAGGUCAUGUGUCUAUUAUCUGUGACACUUACCUCGGCAUGCCGCUCGUCAUCCGGGCCAGAGGUGGUAACGGUUCGGAUGGACAGAACGGUGGAAAUGGAGAACCCGGAAUCAAUGGUCAAAAUGGAAGAGACGGAAAGCUACCACCGGAAAAGGAAGUAGAUCAAGAUUUUGAUUUUAUACCGUUGAGAUAUUACUGGAACUUUCCGAAAAGUGUCUAUCAAUAUUUUUCUGGUAAAAUAUACAACACUUGCCAUUUACUAACCGGAGAGCCCGGAACACCAGGCAAGUCCGGCGGUAGCGGUGGAAGCGGCGGGUGCGGAGGACAGGGAGGAUUUGCUGGCGAAGUUGAGGUGGAAUGUGGCGCGGGCGAUAACCUGAUCGACAUAACACAAAACGAAAACGGCAAAAAUGGCACGAAUGGUAAGCCUGGAAAAAGCGCCAAGGGGGGCAAGGGAGGAGGCAACGGCCUUGAUUCGGCACGUGUGUUUGAAACAGAUUCAGAUUCGUUAGACCCCUGGUUCUGGGUGGCUGGGAAAUGGCGUGAGAAAGAAGGCAAAUUAAAAAUUGAACGCAUUAUGCGCACAAGUAAUCAAAGCGAACAAAUUGGUUCAAGAAUCAUCGUUGUUGCUGAAGACAACGGAAGUGCCACCGACGGAGAGCAAGGUGAAGACGGCCAAAACGCUGAUCAAAGCCACCAGAUGCAUUCAACACCCAAAAGGGCUAUGGUAGUUGCGGGGGCAUCCUGGAGAAGCGACGCUGCUGCCACCGCCUUAGCAUCCGCACGACUCCAGCAGAAAGAGGCAGCCAUUCGGAAGCUCAGCGCGGCCAUUACCAACUCGAACGAAGCGGCAAGGCGUGCCAGAGCGGCCGCCAAGCAACAAGAGGCCAACGAGAAAAAACUGAAACAAGCGAAACAAAGUGAACAGCGGGUUCGCAAGGCUUUCCAACUGGCCAAGAUGCAAUCCACGUCCCAGCUGAUGCGCACUACGCAGAGGACGCACACAAUCGCCGCUCAACAGGUAGCUGAUACAGGCGAAAGUUCAAUUUCCGUUAAAGAAAAUGACGAGUUCAUUCCUCAUACGGCACACGUCCUAGCCAAAACACAGCCAGCGACCCAGUCUGAAUGGAACGCCAUGGAAGGCGUGGAUGUCCUCGACGCUCUUGUCGCCAAAUAUUCAAAGGUCUCGAAUGAAUCGUCGAAAACCUUGUCCAUCCUGACGCAAUCUAUAGUCCUGCAAAUCUGCUUGCCAGAGCCAGAGGACCGUGGACUCGUUUGGUCCUCAAUGGCUAAAAUAACGCGACCUAUAGCUGAUUACCCAAACCACUUGAUUCAAUCGCUUCGAUGUAUCAGCCAGGACAUCGAUCUGAUCCAAGAGCUUAUAUCGGCUAAACGGGAAAUUCUCCUCAAACCCAUGAGCGAUAUCAUACUGGAAAAGACGAACGAAAUUGCCUGGGACAUCGUAACGACCGCUGGGGAUGCACUUGACGUCUUAGGCGUUUUGUACGCCUUUCGACAUCUAAUCUGGAGCUAUGAAGAGCUCCAAAAAUUACUUCAGCCGCUGGAAGAGCAAGAGAAAAAAGGCUCAGGAUCUAUGACGAGCAAGAGCAACACGGGAUCAUCGGAACCUGACCCAGCCAAGACAAAACUGAUCCAGUUUCUGCGCGAUAAAUUGAUCUAUUCAGUUGUCGAAGUGAUGAUGACAUCGACAUCGGCCAGCGGUGGGAAUGAACAGCAUUUCGAGGAAACAAUAAUCCAAUCCCAAGUGCUGACGCUAAAAGGUUUGUUGCAAUGCUGCUCUCUUCACCUCACACCACCUGACACUGUGCCCGUGUCAACGUUUUUCAAUAAGCUGAUGGAAAAACUGAAAGAAAUUUCUGGAAAUGAGAAAAAGACCGGCGACGACGUGAAUAUCGCCCUGACGGACUUCGCCUGUCGUCAAAUGGGAAUCAAGAAAGUACGUGACUUGUUGCCGACUUCAAACAUUAGAUCCUCGAUUUCAGCCGGAAAUCAAAUUGUUCUCAAUACAGAUGAUGAACAGCGCUUGGAAAAGCUUCGUUUCCUUUUGAGUCACACGAAAGUUGGUGUCGAUGAGUUGGACGCUAUCCGUUCAGUUAUAGAAAAACGGCAAACCUUCCACAAAGAGCCGUACAAAACAAUUUACUCGCUCGCUGAACAAGCGUUUGUCAACUUUUACUGGACGCGUGAAUGGGAGAGUUAUCACGAUUUUCUAAUGGAAUUCAAAGCGAGCCAAAAUCGUCCAGACGAAAACCCGUCUGAAAUACUGGAAACGGCGGACUUACACGGCCAGCUGAGCGAGUUUCAGAACUCCGUCGAACGAUUGAAGGCAGCACUUAUGUGGAAUCACAGUGGCAAAUCUUACAAAGACAUGAUGGAGGUAUGCACUAAGCUCAAGAAAAAGCUCGACAAAUCAGAAUGGACAGAUAAAUUCAGCGCAGCUUUGGCAAAACUGAAACGAUCUUCCGAGGAAAAGGAAACGCCCUUGAUGAAGUGCAUGAAUUGGGUUCGUGAGCAGGAGAUGAAAAUUGUCGGAUUUUUCGACGAUUCCAAGAAGGAUUCGCCUGAGCUCAUCAAAGAUUCUUUUCUGUCAUUCCUUUGGCGUUUACGGAAAAUUUGUCAACCAAGUAAAUCGGACAAGGAAUCGAUGGUCCCACAAUUUCGAAAGGCUUUGCACUAUCUUGACUACAACAAGCGAGAUUCUUUCACAGUUUCCGAAAUGAAACUGUUCCACGAAGUGUUCAACAAAACAAGAGAAGGCAUCUUCAAGGAUGAAACGAUCCUGCGUUACGAAGCUAAUUUGAAAACCGAGUACGUUAAACAGUAUCCAGACCACCAUUUCCUCAGGUGGAUAGACAGUUACGAAGAAAUUACGAAAAUUCAAGCGGAAAUCAGCAGAAAGUGGGAGAGUUAUUCCAUAGAUUCCGAUACGGCAUCCCAACAAGCCAAAGUGGCGCGUCGAAAGAACAUGUUGCUGAACCGCUAUGCCGCAAUCACGACGUUCUUCUUGUCGCCGCAAAAAUGCCACGAAACAUGGCGUUCUUUGAGGCGAGAUAUGAAACUGGACGAAUUAGAUCAACAGCUUAGAACAAGAGUAUCCAGUACUUUUGGGAAUCACAUCCAGCAAAUGGUUGGUGACGUCGAGGCAGCCCUGAAUAAAAUCAUGGAAGGAGCAAUUGUUCAAUCAAACGGUACUCCUGCACAUUCUUCUAGCAUCAGUGCUGAAGAUGGAGGCGGUGAAACGAUGUGCGCUGAAACCAAGCGAUGCCUUUCCAUAGUUGACACCUUGCUGACCUCGUCGAAUUGCCUUCUUAUAAAAAAAGAACUCAGUUCCACGAUUUCUACGAUCCUUUCGGAUGUCGAACUGUUGUUCGAGUACUUCGUCGAAUUGGACGACACCAACGCCGAACGCAUAACGCCAUACUUAGAAAAAUGGAGAACGUCUUUGGCGAUUAUGGAAGAAGCUGGAAAUUUACUGAAAGUUACAGCCGACGUCCGACGAGGCGUGGCCAAUGUUUUGGACAUAGCCGGCUGGUCGACCACCAACGACGACCGUCUAAUUGAAACGCUCAACCGCCGCAUUAAUCAAAAUCGCGAAAACAUGGAAAAUGCCUUACAACGUCAAAAAACCUUUACCGAACUUUUGACACGGGAACGAUUUACGGAUGACGUCUUGAGCGUCGUCAAGGCGUCUGUCGUUUGCUUAGGAGAAGGGGAAGAUUUAAAUCCGUGCAGCCUUUGCUGUCACAAAAAUCACAACUUAUCACUGUUGAUACAAAAACAAGUGGAAAUUUGGAACGAAUGUGCUCCGACCGAGUUUCAUCCAAAGGGAAAAGAUACUCUGGCUUUUCUGGAUGCUUUGCUAUCUUCCACGUCUGAGAAGCUGUUGAAAGUGCGGGCCUCCUUGGCUACCGAACUCCUCGCUCAUCAUAUUGGCACUCCUGAGAAUGUCGACGUACUGGAGGGAUGGACCGAACGUAUCAACAAGUUUGUGGUAACAUUCAACACUCAUAUGGAUUCGGAUGAAGAAAUGACCAGUCGCGUAAUCGAACUUCAGGCUUCCUUGAUCGUUCAUUUUCACGUUUUUCAAACAAAAAAACUAAGUCUUUUCGAAGAGACUAACAAACUGCAUGCUAAAAUAAACAGUAGAAUAAUGAGGGAGCAGCUAACCGUACUGGCUGGCGUGCUGGGCAAAUCCAAAACCGAAUCCAACUGUUUACUCCUCACAGGUCUUUGCCAUUUCGCCAAUACUCUGAGCAAAUGCGCCAGAACUAGUCAACGACUAGUUGCGUCUGACUGUAUUACUGAAUUAAUCGAACAGCUGUUCUGCGACACAAAUAUAAAAAAGAAAAAUGUGAAAAUGAAAGCGAUCCUUGAUGUCGUGUAUUCCUCUUCUGAGGCAUUUACCUUUACCGAAAAGAGCUACUUGGAGCGUUUCAUUCAAACAGAGUCUUGUUACCAAGACACUGGCAUGAUCAAGAGCUUGUACGACAAAAUCAACGACACAAGAAAAGGAAAAGAAGGCCAAAUAUCGUCAAGCGUAACCAACAGGUUGAUUGACGUCAUUGACUUUAAAAGUCUUUUGACCCAGGAAGAACGAAAGUACCUCACCAUUUUGGGUAACGAUGAGGUCGUGCAGAGAGUGCUAAAAAAUCUACCACCGACAUCCUACUUGAGCUGCUUGAAGGAACGUGCAACUAACGACAUCUACCGAAAACUCAUUCUCCACUUUUACGGAGAGGAAGAUAACGACCUGGCCGACCUGCUGGAAUCGUACAAAACAGCGAAGAAGGCCGACGGUGGAGAGAAAGCGACGGAACAAUGUGAAAAGAGCCCGUCCGAUUGCACACGUCAGAUAGCUAGUGAAUUCCAGAAAUCCUUCAAUAGAGCGUACUUCUUUGCGAAGCGAGACGGCAUUGAAUUCGAAUGGCUGGCAUGGUUGCAAGAGACCGUUCUCAAGUCAUUGGAAUCAAUGCGUCGCGAUUUGGUGACGCUCGCCAAUGUAACGGAACUUAUUUCUGCCUCUGCCGUGUUCAAACUCGAUGACCUUUUUCAUUUGGCAGUAACCGCUCGACCCUAUCACUGGCUGGAUAAUCUGCUGGGGAACUCCAUCUUGAAAACAGUCGAUAAACUCGAUCCUGCAACAACCGGAAAUCAAGCCGAACGAAAAGCUCAACGACGCCAGCUGACUUCUGAUAUACAAGAAUGUCUUAGAUCACCGCAACUGAAAGGCCGAAUUGUUCUAGAAGUCUUCCGGCGGAAAUUGGAACAAGAGACCCGUUUAGUGGCAGGCAUGGAGUCUGUCAACUUUUUGUACGCUGCCGGACUGGUGAGUGCCCUCAAAACUCUCACCAAAAUCAACGACGUGGAGAGGUUUCAGGGUACAUCUCUCAAACACUGGCCUCGGCUGAUACGUCACUGCAAGCUAACGGAAAUCUGGCCGACCGGUCUCGCCAAUCAGCUUGUAACGAUACUGGAUGUUCGCAUGGGCCAAGACAAAGCGGACUGCUUCCUCGAACGUUUCAAAACGAAAUAUGGCCAUGUUCAAAAUGAACCGAUACUCCAAGAGGGAAAUGAUUUGCCACCUAUCAAUAACCAACUCGUCAUCCAGUUGGAAGGAAUAAUAAAAAAUUUGUCGAAAUACCCCUGGAUCGUGGAUUCGUUUUUCGUUUUGGCGAGGUCGCAAGAUGUCGUCAACAGCGAAGAUGAAGAUUACCACUGGCAACACAUCCAAAGUAGCGCAUUCAUCGAACAGGAAAGAUCCAAAGCCUCACAAUCCAAUCAAGGCGCGUCUGAACUAUUGAGAUCGAUGAGGGACUAUCCCGAAAACGAGGCCGUCAUAGGGAAAAUGACAAAACAGAACAGCUUCGUACGAACAAUCGACAAAAUUAAGCUGCUGGCUACGAGCGAUCCAAGAAGCCAAUGGAGCCAGAAGGACAUUGACAAUUGGGUGACUAAUGUUAAAGAAUCCAAAGCAGAGGUGGAUCUUGUCGAUUUUCUUUCGGUGGCCUUCCGGGCAGUGCAAUUGCAUAUGAAAUGCCAAUUGCGCGAAUCACAGAUGCUUGCCAUUUUAAUGUUCGUGACGCCGAGCGAGAGCCAAAGAGUUCAGCGCCGAAUGGCGCAAAUCUCCACGGGCGAGGGAAAAACGCUAAUCACCGCGUUGUUGGUCGUCUAUCAUGUGUUGUCCAACUGGUCGAAAGGGCAACGCCUCGUUGACAUCAUCACCAGCUCACCGGUUCUAGCCGUCGACAAUGUCAUCGAGAUGAAGUGGUUCUACGAAGUUUUCGGCGUCGGCGUGGAGAACAACUGCGACGCCGCUUGCUCCGAUGACGAGGAGUUGCGCAAGAAGCGCUACAACACGGACGUUGUGUACGGUGACCUGUCCAGCUUCCAGCGUGACAUCCUCUUGAGUCGAUUCUUCUCCGACCGUGACAUUACCCGCAAUCGAGAAGCUGGAGCCGUCGUCGUCGAUGAAGUGGACAGCAUGUUGCUGGACAAAGGCGAAAACAUUUUGUACUUGUCGCACAAGAUUCCCGAAAUGGACGACCUCGUUCAGGUGUUCGUCGAGAUAUGGCAUACCGUCCACGAUCCGUCGGCCGCUGCUGGGGACGAGAGAGCACAAGCCGCUGUGUACGAGAGCGUAAAGGAACGCGUUGAGAACGGCAACAUCCGCGUUCCCAAGGGUCUCGAAUCCUUCGUGCUUCGCUACCUUCAGGUGUGGACACGCAACGCCUUCCGAGCCAAAAACCUGGUAAUGACUAAAGACGCUUACAAAGUGGACGAUCUGGGCGACGGCCGAGGACAGCAGGUUGUCAUCAUGGACAAAGAAACGGGCGUGGAGCAAGUACAAAUGCAAUGGUCACACGGCCUCCAUCAGUUCUUGCAGCUGAAACAUACGCUGAAAUUGAGUCCCGUCUCUUUGAAGGCUGUCUUCAUGUCCAACAUUGGCUUUUUCGAGCAGCGCAAAAACGCCGCCCUGUACGGAAUGACGGGCACACUUGGCUCCACCGCCGAGUGCAAACUGUUAGGUGAGGUAUUCCGCGUCGACUUCUUCAAGAUGCCUCGUUUCCGGCGUCGCUUUUGCCUAGAAGAGGAUCACCUCUUGUCUCCCACAAAGAGCCAGUGGUUGGACAAUUUGGUACGCGCAACGAAAGCCCAGCUCGAUGCGAAACGAGCCGUGCUGGUUGUGUGCGAGAAUAUUGCCUCCGCAGAAGCCGCCUACAAUAAGCUUUUGUCUGCGUGCAAACAAGAGGGCAAAAGUAAUAACGAGACGGAGGCCACAAUUCGAGUUAAUAUCAGCAAAUACAUCAGCUCGUUCGAUAAAGGAUUCCAGAAGAAGCAACAUGACUCCGAUCUAGUUCCCGGCGAUGUCAUCGUGGCCACCAAUUUGGCCGGUAGGGGAACCGAUUUCAAGAUCGACGAACAACUCACCAAGAACGGCGGAUUACACGUCAUCAUAGGAUACAUGCCGGCCAACGCCCGUGUCGAGGCGCAAAUCGAGGGGCGAGUGGCCAGAGCUGGACAGCCCGGAAGCUUUCAGUUUGUCUUGUGGGACCCAAAUGUCAGCGUAGGCAAGUCGGACGUUGCCUCGGAGCUUUGCACUUUGAAAGUGAAGCGCAACGACCGAGAAUGCCGUCGGCUGGAACAAAUCCGCACUCGCGGUCUGCAGAAGAUCUUCUUGGAAGAGGAACUGUUCAAGAAAUUUCACGAGGAGAUUUACAACGAGGUGCGGAAGAUGUUGCGUCAAAAUACCUCACCGGACGGCGAACUGCAGCUGAAAUUUUUGACUAAUCGCUGGGCGCUCUGGUUGGACGACAAUGCCGAUCACAUCGACAACAUUCAUGUCCGGAAGGCGGACACUGUCUAUGCGAAUUUCGAAUCAUUUAAAAGCGAUUGUCUCGCGUUGGCCGGUGCCUCUUCCGGCAGUUUUGCGCGCUUCGCAUCGACGCCUUCUGAGCUGAUGACUCUUGGCGAUUUUUUCGAAAAGACGAAAGAAACUGAACAGAAAGCGAAUCAUUGCUACGAACAGGUUGUCAAGAAAGAACCAGAUGAUUGCCCAGCCGCGCUCAUCCGUCAAGCGAAGCUGAUUUUGCGUGAAGCGGGCAGCGAUGAAAAGAGAAAAGCGAAACCACUAUUGAUCAGGGCGAAAAAUUUGAUCGAAGACAAAAUCGGCCAGCUUUCGAUGUGUAAUGAUUUGGUAAAGAAGACGUUGAAGAUGCACGAAAAACAUGGCAGCGUCAUUAUAAACGAGAACCGGUUCGAGGAGCAGACAACGAAUUUGAUAUGUCUUUUACAGGUGCAUCUGACUGCCAUAGAAGACAUCUUGGGGCGGUCAGUUGUUGGCUCCCUGGCCAUGCAUUUCCCGAAGCAAGAAGAAAUGCAAGAAAUCUUAGCUCUAAUAACAAACAAGCUGGCACAUCAAGGCCAUUGUAAGCCUUAUCGGUUGUCCAACAGCGUGUCGGUAAGGUCGAUCGGUGUUGGCAAAGACAUGAGUGAGGAUCACCAACGUGUUCUGUGGAUGGACUAUGGAACAACUUCACAACAGAGACGGCUCCAAUGGCCAACGGAGAUAGCUCAGUUCGAACGCGCCACCGUUCAGCUCAUAGACGAAAGAAGAGACGCUCUGCGGAAAUCAUUCACUAAAUCCAUGUUGACGGACGUGGUGAUCACCCAGAACCAGUUGUGGGAAGAGUUGAUUAAAGAAGGGUACGUCGUUCAGAAAAAGAUCAUCGACGAGGACGUCAUUCGUUGGGCGCAAUCGAAAAUUGAGGGUGAUUCCGCCGUCAAGAAUUUCCUCGAAAGUUUGCCAAAAGAAUUGGACAGUUUGAGAACUGUACUCGUGGAUUGGCUCAAGCGUCAUGAUGAAGAACCAUUCGCAGACGCCGUCACUCCGUUAGAACUCGACGACGGUGUUUUGAAGUCGCUUGAGCGGUUCCUGAAGACGAGCCAAAUCGUGGUCCACAUCAAUCACAGGCAGGGCGUGCUCUCCAAAGAGAUAUCAUUCGAUCCGAACAGAUCGAGCUCGCCCGUUGCAGGCCUGACGGAACAACUGAAGAAAUUUGACCAUUUGAUAGCGAUGUGGAUACUUCAAAGUUCAUCCGGCGAAUUUGGAGAAACUGCGUUUAAGAAGGUAUGCGAGACAGUGUCUCGGGAAGAGUUGCCAUGCCCAGCAGACUCUGACGAAGGAGCUGAGAAUAUCUGGAAAUAUCUCUUAAGCGAAGGAAUCAUCAAAGAACCUAAAAUUAUUUUUGUGCCGGGAUUAAAGGCCAACAAGGAGGACAUCGAAAGCCGGAAGAAAGAAAUAACGGAAGCGGUUGAAUCACUGGCCGGCGUUAAGGAAAUAAGCUGGAAGCACCGACCGCCACCAAAGCCGGUCACCGAGCAUUCUGCUUACUACGACGUCCCAAGUUAUUGGGCAGACUGCGCGUGGAAUGUCGUCGGAAGUGCGUUCAAUUACGUCAAUCCUUUCGGUGACGAGAAAUCCGACAAUGCGAGCAAGGCGGCUAAUGUUGACGAAUGGCUGACUGAGAAACAAAACAAAAAACACCUUGAAACCUACAAGAGGGACGUUGUUUCGGCUUUGUUCAGCAGCAUUGGCCAGUUGAAGACCAUUCCGAUGGUGAACACUACGCUCCAGCCGCUUUCCGACUAUUUCGUGUCCGACAGGUCGAGGAGCUUUCCAGCGGAGGAAAUGCAAAGUUUAGCCGGCAAAUCCUUUACAGGUGUCAUCAAGCUAGAGGCGCACAAAACUUGGUGGGACUACUGGGACAGGCGAGCUUUCUACGUGGCCAUGGCGGGCGUCGCCCAAGUCGCCUUAGGGGUAGCCCUUGGCGCAAUUUCUGGCGGACUGCUCGCAGUUGUCAGCAAAACUCUCAUCGCUGAAGGAGUGAGUGACAUCGGCUACGCAAUCCAGGCAGGGCUGACGGGAACUUUCUCCUGGGGAGGUUACUUGUCACACAAAAAAUGGAGCCUGGCCAUGUCCGUCGCCACAGCCGGACUGGGUGCGUAUUUGACCAAAGGAGCGGCAGCUGGUCGUCUGGCUGCAAUGGGAUUCCAGGGGAAAGUGGGAUUGGCUCUCUGUUGGGCAGCAGCGAAGAAAGCGAUGGCCAAGUGCGGCCAAGCUGUGCUCUCCACGAUGACCAGCAUGGGCGUCGAAAGGUUGCUUUCUUGGCUAAAAAAAUUCGUCAUCGAAAACGUUUUGACGCACGUAAAAUUCCUUAUCAGCAAGGCUCUGUGGUUCCUUUUCAACGCCCUUAACAGUGCCCUCGAUCGAAUCUGGGCACUGUUGCAAAAAAUGGGACGAAGCGCGGAGGAUGUAAAACGAGUGAUCGACGGCUACUUGGACAAAGCGAAGUCGUCGGAACUUUACACACUUUGGGGACGUCGCAUGACUGGGCAGGCGGCCUCGGUUGGAGGCGCCAUAGGACGUUGUUUCUCCGAAUCGGGAGACGUCUUGAAAGCAGAAGGCAAGAUCGAACUAAUGGAAGAGGAAAAGGCCCAGGGACUGGACGUUUUGAAAAAAUCUUUUAAAUUUGUCGGCUACGUUGAAAAAGCGACGAAGAUUGUCAAUUGGAUCAAGAACGGCACAGAAAUCUUAGGCCUCGUCGCGUACGCACCGGAGUACGUCAGUAACGUGGAGAGAUCCCUGUCUGAGGAGGCGAGAAAACUAGAAGCUGAAGAACAGGAUAAGAAAGCGGCGCAACAGGCUCACCAAACCCAAGUGUCAGUAUACGACGAAGAGAAAGAAGAUCAGCUAAGCACCGGUGAAGCAGCCGAAACGAUUCAUGCAACGUACACUGUGACGUCGACAAACACAGCCGAAUUCGAAACGAAAGUGUUCAACGAAUACAAACAGAAGGUGAAAGAAAGAAUCGAAGGCGACGUUGUCACCUAUAUGGUAGAUAGCGUGACCAAGGCAUGGGUGCAACCCUGGCUGCAGAGCAAAAUCGAGGGUCUCAUCGUAUCCGCAGGCAAGAACACGUUGGAGCGCAUUGGCAGUAUGUGGACGGGAACGCAAGGUGAUUCGAUGACGGCCGACAAUCACGCAAAAGAAAAUGAGGGAGGGAACGACGAAGAGGUGGAAAAAGCUAAAAAUGAUAAGAAAGCCGCAGCCGCCGAGAAGAAACUUGAAGACUCGCUCGGGGAAGGAAGCAGCCAGAAAGAGACGGACGAAAAUGGAAAUGCUGUCGUUCAACCAAAGGAAUACAAAGAUGUUGUUAAAAGUAUGGGCCAAGGCCAAGCUGCUGGUCUUUUGCAAAUGCAAAUGGUAGCGAAUGCAACUAAGUGCACGCUCGUAAUUAUUGACCAUUCGGACGAGAAGGAUUUCAAAAGCGAGGAUGGUCAGUUUAGCGUAACUCCAGAUGGAAAAUCUGAGAAAACGAUCCAACUUGUAUACACGAAGAACGAAGAUGGCACAAAGCAUGUUUCUCUCAUUGGACCCGAUGGUAAAGAAAUGCAACUUCCGCCUUCUUUGAUGAGUUCGGACGAAACGCCAGCCCCCCCGAACCGUUGCCUUUACGAAGCUAUCGCUGGUGCUCUGGAUAAGAAAGUCGACGACCUCCUAUCGCAGGUGAAGGAGAAUGCGCUCAACGAUAAGCUGUCGCAAUACCUUUAUGACGAAAAAGUAAACGAUGCCUUACCUCACAUGCGAGUUGGUCGGAAAAGUGAAGGUGAACGUGUUGAUCAGUACCUCCUUCUAGACGAAAAUGACAACGUUCGUCAUGUUUUGGCUACUAUAACGCGGAAAAAUCUGAAAGGUGGUAGCGAAGUUACUGGCGCUGCGAGAAAUGAACUGAAGAGCGACGGAGAAAGAGAGGAAGAUGACCAAUGUGGCCAUUUGAUAGGGUUUUUGCUCGGCGGCGGAGGUGGCAAAAAAGUGCACAAUUUAAUCAACAUGGACAAGUCCCUCAAUCUAGGCCCGUACAAACAACUAGAAAGGGAGUUGGCGAAUUUCUUGGAGAAAUAUGAGAACGGAAGAGUUGACGUAGAUAUCUUGCUGAAUGAGGGUAUUACGAACGGUAACUCUAAAAGUCCGUUAAAUAUACGGUUUUCCUGGCGUUUAAGUGUCGGCGAUAAGGUCGGACUUCACAACACUAUAUUCUUUACGAACACGGCCGUUUGCAAGAAACAGAAUGAAGGGCAUAUAAAGACAAGCCACCAUUCCGUGAUAUACCUAUUCGUCGCGUCAAUCUUCCUAAAGAAGGAAAACCUAACGCGGAAAUUGUCCAUUUGGACGGACCUGACUUAGUCGAGUCCAUCGGUCCUGACUUAACGCUGGUUCGCUCUAUCUACCACAAACCAGUGAGUCGCCAAGAAAACAACCAACCCAGAAAAAAUAAGAUUCAAGAACUGAAAGACGAGGACGAGCCAAUAAAAAGUCAAGCGCAAAACUGAAAGUGCAAGAACAUGGUGAAUCACAAAUUCCAGUGAAACAAACCAAAGUAAAACAGCAGGGUUGUAUGAUCCCGUGAAGCGAAAUUUGCUGUUAAACUAGCAGUGCAACAGCAGCAGCAGUUAAAAAAUAUGCCAGCUAUUGUUCAAAUUUGUGAAAGAAAACAAAGAAAUAAAAACAAAAAACAAAAAACCAAAAAAAAACUACGUGUGAAAUGCAUGUCUAGGUUGAUAUCGAUGUAUUGCCAUUUUGGUAAUGUAACAUGGCAUGAGGUUCAUUUUCAUUUAAAAUAUGUUUUAUUAUGAAGAGUGAUAAACAAUCAUCAUUUACAAAUGCCUGAAAGAGUUAUUUUGUAGAAUAAUCUUAGCGAUUUAAGGGAACAAUCU